AAGAGAUCAAGCUCGAAUUGGAAUUGGUUUGAAUUGAAUGAAGCUGUUCCGUCACGCGUCAUAGCCCGCUCGCACGUUUGCUUGAUUCAGCACCAUCCCAACGCCCUCGAGUUUUCCUGUGCGAGCGCUACACCGGAAGGACAAUCGGACAUCGUGCCACAUGCGUAAUGCUGUGUUCACUGUUUUGGCUUACAUGUGGUUCGACGGAGUUACAACACUGUCACGGCAUCAUCCCCGUCCUUAUCCAUGUGAUCAUCUCUGCAUUGGCUAUGUCUGCGAUGCAGGGUUGUUGAUCUGGUGUGGUGGCACUUGUCGGUUUCUUUACAUGAACCCAACCCUCCUCGGGUGCGCUCCUGUGGCCCCCAGUAGCCCCCGUUCAGUAACUCACGUAAUGGCACAAUGGAACUUGGCAUUCAUCUUACUUGUCUUGCUACAAAUUAGUAGAGCUAGCUGACCAGAAGCUCCGUUGCCAACGGAAAAGAGUCACCGACAUCCGUACAGGUGGAUCACUGGAGACCUAUACGGUGUUCAUUCAAGAACCAGGGUGCGAA
Molecule: messenger RNA, 551 nt
Organism: Suillus paluster
Lineage: Eukaryota; Fungi; Basidiomycota; Agaricomycetes; Boletales; Suillaceae
Exons: 2
Coding region: 161-454 (97 amino acids)
Source: RefSeq, a predicted model, not a curated record